UUGAUGCAUGUAUGGACCCGCACUCCUUGUUUAUAAAUGCCAUAUUUUUAGGUCUAUCACGUGGGAGGUGCAAAGUGUUUAAAAGCCUGUGUGUGAUUCAUGUGUGAGCAACAAGCUGCAAAUCCGGAUGAAGAUGGUCACUCUCCAGGCUCUUGGACUGGCUUGGCUGAUGUGUGGUCUAGUCAUCCUUUACGAGACCAGAGUUGAUGGACAAUCUCAAAAUAACAAUGUCCCAUCUGAGGCCCAAUGUGGUGGAAAAUCUUACAAACCUGAUAAAGAAACUUGUUGUGGAGAAAAGAAUUUAACAGAAGGUCUGAGUGAAAGCAUGUCUCAAUGCUGUGGGUUGGAGGCGUACAACCCCCUUAAUCAAAUCUGCUGUAAACAAAUACUGCACAUCAAACAUUCACCGUUUGCCAAGUGUUGUGGACAAGAGCAAUAUGACAGCAACCUGCAGCUGUGUUGUGGCAAAUAUGGAAACAUGGUGGUCCGGACAAAGCUGUCCCCUGACCAUGAGUGCUGUUUAAGUAGCCAGUACAACCUGUAUACCGAGUGCUGCUGUAUAAAGAAUCAACCACUGGUGCAGCCUCGAUCCAACAAUACAUGCUGCUGUGAAAAGAACCUGACAAAAUACACGAAUGCUACUACAGAAACACAAUGUGUAGGUCAACCAGAGAAGAGCUCCAACAAAACAUCAAACCCGACAAUUUGCUGCAACAGUACCGUUCAGAGAGAGUUUUACACCAAGAUGGAAGGAUUCAACUGCUGUGGUCACCACUACUACAACUCUUCUCUGUGGACGUGCUACUUGGGGAGGCUGACUCCAAGAAACGCAACACACAAUGAAUUCAAGCAAAAAUUAAGCCACAAAAGGAAAUUAAAUACAUGCCAAAAGGUUUGAAAAAAAAAAUCAAAGUAAAGUCUUGACUGGGUUCAACCAUGAACUCAUUCUCCAGUUUUUAUUUUGUUCCAUCCAGAUGUUUUCAAUUGGUCACCACUGGUUGGUCUGAUGCAACUCUGAACAGUUACUCAACAUAUUCUUUAAUGCUACGUUUAAAUAACUAUAUUACUAAUAACACAACAAUAAAGACAAUACAUUUUGUUAGUUUGUGCAUCUUGACUUCAUCAUGAUCUUUGUAACUCAGGUUUAAAUUGUGAUCAAUGCCAUAUGUCCAAAACCUUGACAGUGAAUUUUACUUUAAGAUAUCAUGCUAGGAGCAUUGUGACGCUGUUACCCCACCAAGUCUAAAUGUAUUAUUUACUAAAUUCUGAAGAUAAAGCUGUGAAAGUGGUGCUGAGCUAAUGCAGUUCGUCAUUAGAGAUGUUUUAUCUACACCAGAAUAUGUUACGGGUUAUUAUUUUCUUUGCACAUUAUUGACUGUGACCAGGGAAUGUUUACAUUUAAAUUAUUUCCCAUAAAGUUAAUAAAGCUGUACUUGGAUCAGGAUCUCGUUGCCAGUUUGAGAUAUAGGAAAGUUGUUAAAAACACUAAUUUUGAUGCUUUGCUUCCUUGUAACCAGCAGUUUUAGCCUUAAUGAGGCAGCAGUUUGUUUUAAUGUGAUUUUUACGAUGUCACGUCUUCAAUAGUUGGUGAAAUGAUGGUAAAUAAAUGUUUUACCAUAAAGACAUAACUACUAUUGACCUGUGACUGAGCAGUAUGAGCGAUUAAAUGUCAACUGACAUGUUUGACACUAAGUAUCAUUUACUUAUUGUUGCAUGAGUCAUUAAAAUGUACU
Molecule: messenger RNA, 1733 nt
Organism: Nothobranchius furzeri (turquoise killifish)
Lineage: Eukaryota; Metazoa; Chordata; Actinopteri; Cyprinodontiformes; Nothobranchiidae
Product: galaxin
Source: RefSeq, a predicted model, not a curated record